AGAAGAAGAAGAAGAAGAAGAAGAAGAAGAAGAAGAAGAAGAAGAAGAAGAAGAAGAAGAAACUAGCCAACCGAGAGGUCCUGACGCUUUGUUGAACUGAGCGCUCUGUUAGCUACCGGAGCUAACCGUGCUAACGGUGCUACCGGAGCUAAGGACCGGUUUCGCAUCCCGAUCAUCUGAACCGGGUUCUGUUUCGAGUCGUAUAUUCAUUCUUGUACCCAGAAUAAACGUUUAAUCUGCGUCACCGGAGCCGAAGGAGUCUGGUGAGACAUGGAGCUGGCUUAUGUGUGUGAGUGGGAGAAGCGUCCUAAGAGCACCCACUGUCCCUCCAUCCCUCUGGUCUGCUCCUGGUCCUGCAGGAACCUGGUGGCCUUCACCACGGACCUAAAGAACGACGAUGACGACAAAGAUGUCAGUCACAUGAUCCACAUCAUCGACACCGAACACCCCUGGGAUGUUUACUCUAUCAACUCAGGUCACGCUGAGGUCAUUUCCUGUCUGGAGUGGGACCAAUCAGGCUCAAGGCUGCUUUCGGCCGAUGGCGAUGGGCAGAUUAAAUGUUGGUCGAUGUCGGAUCACCUGGUGAACAGCUGGAAGAGCGUCCUGUCCAGCUCCGUGGACGGAGACCCCAUCGUAGCUCUGAGCUGGCUGCACAACGGCGUCAAACUGGCGCUGCACGUGGAGAUGUCCGGCUCCACUAACUUCGGAGAGAAGUUUUCCCGGGUGAAGUUCUCUCCGUCGCUGACUCUGUUUGGGGGGAAGCCCAUGGAGGGCUGGUUGGCCGUGACGGUUAGCGGUCUGGUCACCGUGUCGCUGCUGAAGCCGGGCGGCGCUCUGCUAACGGCCAGCGAGAGUCUGUGUCGACUCAGAGGACGAGUGGCGUUGGCCGACAUCUCCUUCACUGGGGGAGGCAACAUUGUGGUGGCGGCCACCGACGGCAGCAGCUCCUCCCCCGUUCAGUUCUACAAGGUGGUGGUGAGCGUGGUCAGUGAGAAGUGUCGCAUCGACACCGAGCUGCUGCCAUCGCUCUUCCUGCGCUGCACCACCGACGCCCUGAGGAGAGAGAAGUACCCGGCCGUCACCCACCUCAAGUUCCUCACCAAGGAGAACUCGGAGCAGGUUCUGUUGUGUGCGUCCAAUCAGACUGGCAGCAUCGUGGAGUGUUGGUCUCUGAGGAAGGAGGGACUUCCUGUCAACAACAUCUUCCAGCACCGAUCACCCGUCGUGGGGGAGAAGCAGCCGACCAUCCUGAAGUGGAGGAUCCUGACGACCACCAACGACCUGGAGCGAGUGUCGGCCGUGGCUCUGCCCAAACUGCCCAUCUCCAUCUCCAACACCGACCUGAAGGUGGCGUCAGACACCAAGUUCUGCCCCGGGCUGGGUCUGGCUCUAGCGUUUCAUGACGGCAGUAUCCAGAUCCUCCACCGCCUGUCCCUCCACACCAUGGGUGUCUUCUACGGGUCCUCGUCCUCAGCUCAGAGACCCGGAGACGAGUCAGCCAUCAAACGCCAGAGGACCACAGGCCCCGCCCUCCACUUUAAGGCCCUGCAGUUCUCCUGGACCUCACUGGCUCUGGCUGGAGUGGACAACCACGGAAAGCUCCACAUGCUGCGGGUGUCGCCCUCGAUGGGUCAGGUGCUGGAGAUGAACACUACGCUGCGCCACCUGCUGUUCCUGCUGGAGUACUGCAUGGUGACCGGCUACGACUGGUGGGACGUCCUGCUGCACGUCCAGCCCAGCAUGGUGCACAACCUGGUGGAGAAGCUGCAUGAGGAGUACAUGAGGCAGAACCAGGCUCUGCAGCAGGUGCUGGCCACUCGUAUCGUGGCCGUGAAGGCGUCUCUCUGUAAACUCUCCACGGCCACGGCGGCCCGAGCCUGUGAUUUCCACGCCAAGCUGCUGCUGAUCGCCAUCAGCUCCACCCUCAAGUCUCUGCUGAGGCCUCACGUCCUCAACACUCCCGACAAGAGUCCAGGAGACCGUCUGACGGAGAUCUGCGCCAAGAACACCGACACAGAUAUCGAUAAGGUCAUGAUCAACCUGAAGACAGAGGAGUUCGUGUUGGACGGACCCCCCCUCCAGUCCCUGCAGCAGCUCAUCCAGUGGGUGGGAGACUUUGUCCUCUACCUACUCGCUAACCUGCCCAACCAGGGUUCCAUGGUGCGGCCUGGGUUCGGGUUCAUGAGGGACGGGGCGUCUCUGGGGAUGCUGAGGGAGAUGCUGGUGAUGAUCAGGAUCUGGGGUCUGCUGAAGCCGGGAUGUUUGCCCACCUUCACGGCCACAUCAGACAACCAGGACAGCAUGCAGCUCCUGUUCAGACUGCUCACCAAGCUGUGGCUCUGCUCCCGGGACGACGGCCCCCCCCAGGACCCUGAUGAAAGCCUGAUAGACGAGUGCUGCCUGCUGCCCAGCCAGCUGCUGGUCCCCAGCAUGGACUGGCUCCCGGUCAACGACGGCGUCAUCGUCCGGCUGCAGGGAAAACACCCCCUCAGGCUGCAGUUUGGAAAAGCUUCAUCUCUGCCCGGAGCAGGAACCACCGCCCCCCUGGAGGUUUUCACCAGGAGUCCGGGUUCUCAGAGGAUGGACAAUCUGCGUUGUGUUCAUAUGGGAGUCUGUCCCACCGAGGAGAGUAAAGCCUGCACCAGGUGCGGCUGCGUGACGAUGCUUCGCUCUCCCAACAAGACCAACGCCAUGAAGCAGUGGGAGCAGCGCUGGAUCAAGAACUGUCUGUGUGGAGGUCUCUGGAGGAGGAUCCCCCCCACACUCACCUGACCUCCCCCCACACUCACCUGACCUCCCCCCCACACUCACCUGACCUCCCCUGACCUCCCCCCACACUCACCUGACCUCCCCUGACCUCCCCUGACCUCCCCCGACC
This is a messenger RNA of Mugil cephalus (flathead mullet), 2878 nucleotides long. It is a transcript of the gene med16, whose product is annotated as mediator complex subunit 16. Gene Ontology annotation, cellular component: mediator complex. The record is from RefSeq and is a predicted model, not a curated record. Lineage: Eukaryota; Metazoa; Chordata; Actinopteri; Mugiliformes; Mugilidae. The coding region runs from base 271 to 2772 and encodes 833 amino acids. The transcript has 16 exons. Gene Ontology annotation, molecular function: protein binding. Gene Ontology annotation, biological process: positive regulation of DNA-templated transcription.